AUGGCUCACCUGCGUGGUACUGGUGACGAAGAUGACGAAGGAGCACUAGUGUCUCCUUUUGCCUUAUCUCCCCUGGGUGUCCCGUCCCCCUCUGCAGCAGCAGGAGCAGCAGCAGCAGCAGCAGGAGCAGGAGAAGGGAGUCCUAUGAAUAUAUUUCCUCCCCUAGGGACACAAAGAGUGUCUCUUAGUAUAGAUUAUAGUAUGUGUAUAGGACUAAGAGGGAGACAGCCGCAAUUAUAUGUAUGGGGACUAAAUAGGGAUAAUGUAUUAGGUAUAGGUAUACAGCAGCAGCAGCAGCAGCAACCAUCAAUUGUCUCCUUUUUUGCUAAACAAUAUGUAUAUUCUGUUGCUGCUGGGCAUAUGCAUGCAUUAAUAUUAAUAAAAAAAGCGCAUGCAUUAGGGGGUAAAUUAUACACUGUAGGUCUAGGUAAUGACGGACGAUUAGGUUACCCUAAAAAAGUUACUAAAUCUUCUGCUGCUGCUGCUGCUGCAGCAGCAGCAGCAGCAGCAGGAGCAGCAGGAGGAGGUGGUCGUGGCGGUGGUGGUGCUGGUGGUGGUAGUUCUAGUUCUAGCACCCAUGGGCAGCAGCAGCAGCAGCAGCAGCAGCAGCAGGAAGGGGAGGAGGAGGAAGAAGAAGGAGAAGGAGAAGAAGAAGAAGAAGGAGACAGCAGCAGCAGCUGGUUUACUCCUCAUCCUUAUAGGAUUGCAUGCGGAGCUUUUCAUACAUUAGCAGUAUCUACAACAGGUCUAUUAUAUUCAUGGGGUACAGGUCUAGGGUUAGGGUUAGGGUUAGGAGACAGCAGCAGCAGCAGCAGCAGCAGCAGCGGUAGUGUAGCACCGCAACCGCAGCAAGUACGCAGCAUAAAUGUCCCCGUGCUGCAGGCAGCAGCAGCAGCAUAUCAUUCUGCUGCUAUAACAGUACAAGGAGACAUAUUAUGUUGGGGUGUAGGUAGUAAUUACCGUCUAGGUAUAACAACAAGCAGCAGCAGCAGCAGCAGCAGCAGCAGCAGCAGCAGCAGCAACUGCAGCGACCAGCCUUAUCCUGUAUAUAUUAACGAAUUAAGGAAUAAGAUGUUUGUUGCUGAUCUAAGAGCUCAGGUGUCUGCGCAGAUAGGCAUAGGGAGGAGUGGUGAUUUACCCCUACCUAUAGCAGCAGCAACAGGAUCAGCAGCAGCAGCAGCAGCAGGAGGAGCAGGAGGAGGAGGAGGUGCACUAGCAGCAGCAGCAGCAGGAGCAGCAGCAGGGUCCUGGUCUAUAAAUAAUGUUGCAUGCGGACUAAAUCAUACAGCAGCAACAACAGCAGCAGGAAGUUUAUGGGUAUGGGGAAGUAAUAAGAAGGGACAAUUAGGUAUAGGGAAGGAGACAGAUAAAGAAAAAGAAGAAGAAGAAGAAGAAGAAGGAGAAGAAGAAGAAGGAGAAGAAGGAGGAGGAGGAGGGAGGAGACAAGGAAAAGGAAGAGGAAGAGAAGAAGGAGACAAUAAUAAUAUAAUAAAUGAGCCUUUUCUUCUUAAUUGUUUUUCUUUACCUGUUAAGCUUAUUGCAUGCGGAGACAAUCAUACAAUGUGUCUCCUUAUUAAUGGGGCUUUAUUUACAUGGGGAGACAAUUCUUAUGGCCAAUUAGGUAUAGGACAUAAUAGACCUGCCUAUACACCCCAAGGUGUCUCCUCUAUAAGAAAUAUUAUCUAUAUUGCUGCUAAUAAUAAUUAUAGUGCUGCUAUUACUGCAGGUAUUAAGGAUACAGAGCAGCAGCAGCAGCAGCAACAGCAGCAAUUAGCAUUACCACCUGCACCAGCUGCAACACCAGCUGCAGCAGCAGCAGCAGCUGCUGCUGCUGCAUGCAUGCAAGAGGUGCAGCAAACUGCAGGACAGCUAUGGAUGUGGGGAGCAGCAGAGGGAGGGAAGUUAGGAUUAGGAGAGAAAAUUGUUAGCGGUGCUGUAUUAAUACCUCAUACUGUCUCCUUACCUCAUCCUGUAUAUAAACUUGCAUUAGCCCUAACAAUAAGAGGUGUGUUAUUUGCGUGGGGUUGUGGAUUCUAUGGUCGUCUUGGUCUUGGUCAUGCUGCUAAUGUAUAUACACCUGCACCUGUCUCCUUUCCUCAACCAGUUAAGAUAAAGGAGAUAGCAGCAGGGAGUACAGCAUCUGCAUGUGUCUCCUUAGAUGGAGACAUAUGGGUAUAUGGUUGGGGAGACAAUGCAUGCAUGCAAGCAAGUUGUGGUUAUAGGAGGGCAGAGCAAUUAGAUAGACCAGAAGAAGUUGAGGGUUUACCAAACCCUGCAGAACAAAUCUAUACAGGCAUGCAGCAUUCUAUUGCUAAACUUAGGAAUGGGGAGUUAUAUGCCUGGGGUUGUACAGGAGGGGGAAGAUUAGGGGUUGGGUAUAAGAAGAAGCAACUACAGGAAACCCCCGCUAGGGUUAUUCCUCAUUGGGCAGACCCUAGUGUCUCUGCAGGAGGAGCAGCAGCAACAGAAGCAGCAGCAGCAGCAGCAGCAGCAGCAGCAGCAGUAGCAAACCCUGCACUAAUGUAUGGACAGGAAGCAUACGAUGCACAACCUGCUCUUGAUAGGAUUUAUCUACCCCCAGCGUUAAGCGAGAGUGAGGUACAAGGGUUUCUAUCUCGAUUAGCAUUUGCUGCAGAGGGGACACAAAAAGGAGACAUUUCUUGGUUAUCUCUGCAGCAGCUGCUGCAGCAAGAGGAGACAGAGUGUCUCCCUAAUAAUAUAAAAUCCUUAGAGGAUUCAUUAAUUGCUGUAUUAGGGAGACACAUUGAUUUAUUAUUACAAUUAGGAGACAGGGAGCAAGAACUUAAAACCCUAGAGACACAAUACCAGACAACACUCAUUGGUGUUGCUGCUCGUGCUCGUUGUGCAUUGGCUAAUGCAUAUGCUGGUGACACACCUGCUGAACUACAAUCAAAAUUAUCUGAAUUACAACCAUUAGCAUUUAUUCUCCAACAACAACCUGCAUAUUUAUUGCGUCUUCUUUUUUCUGUUAAAACAAAAAAAGAAAGAGAUGUUGUAUUAAGAAUUACACAACAAGUGUAUCUUGAGCUUAACGACAGAAGGAUUGCGGGUUUAUUUUGUUGUCUUAUGCGAGCGGUGGCGAGGCAAGAAGUUGCUGAAGUUCCUGACCUGGCGUCCUCGACGUCCAAUUUAGUCAGGCUGGUGCGGAUCUCCUUGGCUACAUAUGUUUCGCGUCUUCCUAACGUGAAGUUUUGCUACACUUUUGACGACAUUCUUAGGAAAUACGGAUUGGAGACAGUAGAGGGAGCAUCAAAGAAACAACAAGAAGCAAUAAGGAGAUCUUUUCAUGAGGGUUUUGAGGCACUCAUCAACUUGUGCAAGAAGUAUGAGUCUUACCUAAACCUCUCUGCUCAUGACCCCGUGGCGAAGAUCGUCCAAGCCGUAAGCGAAGGGAGAAACCCUCCUUUCCCUCCGGAGAUGAUAGAAGAAUGUAAAACAGCACAAACUGCUCAGAGCUUCAAGGUUGACCAUCGCUUCCUCCUCACGGAGAAGAAUUUGGUGUAUUGCUCUCUUACACAUGCGCCAGUUCCCCAACGCUUAGCAUUGCGGCAGCGGGCCCAGACCCAGGAUGGCCACCGCGUAUUAGCAGUAUUAAUUCGUUAUGUAGCAUUAGACCCUAAUGAUAUACGUGAGCAAUUAAGAGAAUGUUUACGUAUAUCUCCUCCUUUAUCUGCGUAUACACCUGAGAAAUUAUCCGCAGAAUUUGCUGCAAUUGCUGAACAUUUAGCGAGUUUAGAUACACCAGACUUCCAAACCGCCGCCCUAUUCGAGGGGACGCAUCUAGAUGAGAUUCAAGCCUUACAAAGAGAAUAUGACAUUAAUUUACGAAGUCGCGUGCAAACCCUAAAAGAGGCAAUUCAGGCAGCAGAAACCCUAGUUGUUGAGCAGCCUAUAGAGAUUGCUGCUAGACGUUAUAAUUUUACAUUGGCAUUUCCUUCCUUACGCCGUAAACAACCCGAUAAAAAACAAGAUGAUACUUAUGCCUCCUUAACAUUUAAAUACUCCGUACUUCUACAGAGAGAGGUUUGCUCCUAG
Eimeria maxima is the source of this 4056-nucleotide messenger RNA. Its product is annotated as regulator of chromosome condensation domain-containing protein, putative. Bases 1 to 4056 code for a protein of 1351 amino acids. Lineage: Eukaryota; Apicomplexa; Conoidasida; Eucoccidiorida; Eimeriidae. The transcript has 19 exons. The record is from RefSeq and is a predicted model, not a curated record.